AUGUUCCAAGGUUCCCUACUAUCUAGUUUGAUACUGGUGUCAGCCCAAGGUUCCCUACUAUCUAGUUUGAUACUGGUGUCAGUCCAAGGUUCCCUACUAUCUAGUUUGAUACUGGUGUCAGCCCAAGGUUCCCUACUAUCUAGUUUGAUACUGGUGUCAGCCCAAGGUUCCCUACUAUCUAGUUUGAUACUGGUGUCAGUCCAAGGUUCCCUACUAUCUAGUUUGAUACUGGUGUCAGCCCAAGGUUCCCUACUAUCUAGUUUGAUACUGGUGUCAGUCCAAGGUUCCCUACUAUCUAGUUUGAUACUGGUGUCAGUCCAAGGUUCCCUACUAUCUAGUUUGAUACUGGUGUCAGUCCAAGGUUCCCUACUAUCUAGUUUGAUACUGGUGUCAGCCCAAGGUUCCCUACUAUCUAGUUUGAUACUGGUGUCAGUCCAAGGUUCCCUACUAUCUAGUUUGAUACUGGUGUCAGUCCAAGGUUCCCUACUAUCUAGUUUGAUACUGGUGUCAGCCCAAGGUUCCCUACUAUCUAGUUUGAUACUGGUGUCAGUCCAAGGUUCCCUACUAUCUAGUUUGAUACUGGUGUCAGUCCAAGGUUCCCUACUAUCUAGUUUGAUACUGGUGUCAGCCCAAGGUUCCCUACUAUCUAGUUUGAUACUGGUGUCAGUCCAAGGUUCCCUACUAUCUAGUUUGAUACUGGUGUCAGUCCAAGGUUCCCUACUAUCUAGUUUGAUACUGGUGUCAGUCCAAGGUCCCCUACUAUCUAGUUUGAUACUGGUGUCAGUCCAAGGUUCCCUACUAUCUAGUUUGAUACUGGUGUCAGUCCAAGGUUCCCUACUAUCUAGUUUGAUACUGGUGUCAGUCCAAGGUUCCCUACUAUCUAGUUUGAUACUGGUGUCAGUAGGGAAGCUUGGAGAUACAUUUUAAAGGUGAUAUGUGUAACUUGUCAAACAAAACACACAGAACAAACCGCUCCAUUCCAGCCAGUCAGAGUACAGCUCAGUCCUGCCUAUUCAAUACUUUUAAAC
This is a messenger RNA of Oncorhynchus keta (chum salmon), 1028 nucleotides long. RefSeq lists its product as uncharacterized. The record is from RefSeq and is a predicted model, not a curated record. The transcript has 6 exons. Bases 1 to 927 code for a protein of 308 amino acids. NCBI's taxonomy places the organism in Eukaryota, Metazoa, Chordata, Actinopteri, Salmoniformes, Salmonidae.